Aspergillus fijiensis CBS 313.89 is the source of this 989-nucleotide messenger RNA. RefSeq lists its product as uncharacterized. The record is from RefSeq and is a predicted model, not a curated record. Lineage: Eukaryota; Fungi; Ascomycota; Eurotiomycetes; Eurotiales; Aspergillaceae. The transcript has a single exon. The coding region runs from base 166 to 801 and encodes 211 amino acids.
UGCAAACCACUCAAACCGGGUCACGUGGCUUACCGGGCCACCGGCAAUGUCCGCUGUCAGAUGCUCCCUGCCCUCGCUUGCGCUCACUUGCAAUCACUUGCAACCACUGUGACACUGUCAUAAACCUUGAUCCUGAGCAAGGUCAGGCAACGGGGCGUCGACGGGAUGUCUUUGCAGGGGAGGAUAUUGCGUAGUUGUAGGGGUUGUAGGGGCUGUAGUGUCGUAGAACAAUCACCCUUCUACUUGCUAACCGAGACCCGUAUCUGGUGUGGUCUGAUCGGAUCUCAGAUUCACCAAUGGCGAGCCCCCAUUACUAUGCACGCCACGCCGGGGAAACACUGUUAUCGAGGGGAUAUAUCCCUCAUGGCCAUGCGCUUGGGAUCUGAUACUGGAUCAGGAGAUCUAAUCUAUUCGCGUGUAUCUCCAGCAAAUGGCCGUUCGAAGGGCGACCAGGUGCUUUGGAAUGAGGGUUUUCUACGAAUGUUCUCCUUUUUGCGAGUACCCUUGGCUGUUACGUAUGAGAUUGAGCGGUUCAUCCGAGCCAGCGGAGUCGGAGUCACCCACCCACGGGCCCACUCCAGAAGAACGCCUGUUCUCGCUACGGCACGACGGCCACUCUACUCCGUGAGCCCUUCGAAGCGACUCUCCUUAAUGAAGCUUCGUAAAUAUUCAGCUGUGCCCAGUGAACGUGUCAGCUGUAUGGUCCCAGAAUGCAAAAUAGUAUCUACAUCUUGCCAUUCGCAUCGAAGCCAUCAUCUCCCAGCUCAGGUAAACCCCUUAGUUGUUCAUAAUGGUCGAUAGCCAACUGGCGACCCCUUCGGUACGAGUCCGCAACGGACCGCUUCACCGCCCCCGGCGAUAAGCGGCAAUAAGCUCUGCACACGUGAUGCAAAAUAAUCACUGGGGGGCGGCGCUUUUUUCUCUUCCGGGACAAGAAACUUGCAAGCCCGGCGCAGCACCACAUCACCAUUUCUUCUCAGGCUGUCCCA